Messenger RNA from Pieris macdunnoughi, 1794 nucleotides. NCBI's taxonomy places the organism in Eukaryota, Metazoa, Arthropoda, Insecta, Lepidoptera, Pieridae. The record is from the annotation of a GenBank genome assembly.
AUGGGUUCUCAAUCUAACCAAUCCAUUGGAGCAUGUACCAGCGAUGAACAUCGUGUUACUGAGAAAGUUAUAUCAAUUCCUUCAGCUAAAGUUGGGCGAGUGGUAGGUAGACGUGGAUUUAAACUACGUGAUUUAGAAAAUGGUGGUAAUGUUAAAAUAAAAAUUGGCGAUUCCGCUGGAGAUAACACAGACAUCACGCUAUUUGGAACUGAUUUUGCCAUAGCAAAAGUGGCAAAAAUGAUUAAGGAUCUUACUAUUGAGCGAAAACAGUCAUCUAAAAAACCAGCAGGUAACUCUUCUUCAGACACUGCUGCUCAGGCUGGUUUGUCAAGUCCAAAUACAGUUGUGAAUAGUGAAAGAAAGGAAGCUAUUGCAACAGCAUUAACCCAUUGUGACCAGGUACAAAAUGUUAAUUUGGUUAAAUUACCACAUAUUGUUAAAAACUUUUAUAAAGAGGAUCCAGUAGUGGCUUUAAUGUCUGAAUAUAUGGUUACUUAUUGGCGCGAGUAUGUCUAUGACAUAACUGUGAAACGAAAAGGUAAAAAAUUGAGAGUCCAAGAGAUACCAAAUCUAUUGUUAACAUUUGAGCAAGCAUUUAAAUAUUAUCCAGAAAUACUCGCUAAAAUACAUGAGCAAGGGUUAGCAAACCCUUUUCCAAUACAGAGCCAAGCUUGGCCUAUUUUACUAAAAGGAGAAGACAUGAUUUGUAUUGCACAAAAAGGAGCAGGAAAAACUUUAGCCUUCCUGUUGCCUUGUUUAAUUCAUGUUGGAGGGCAGCCUACACCUAGAGAACAGAGACUUGGGCCAACUGCACUUAUUGUAGCGCCUACAAAGCAAUUAGCUAUACAAAUUCAAAAAGAGCUUAAUAAAUAUCACUACAAAGGCGUUACAAGUGUAUGUUGUAUACAUGGGAGAGCAGAUCGGCAGGAACAAAUUGAUAUUGUUUUAAAGGGAGUGGAUAUUGUUAUUACAACUCCUGGAAGAUUGUUUGAUUUGAUCAUAGCAAAACAUGUAAAUGUUCGCUACUUCUCUUAUAUUGUACUGGAUGAGGUUGACCAAAUGCUAGAAAUGGGUUUUGGGCCUCAGAUUAACUUAUCUUUGAUAGACCUGAGACCUGAACAUCAAUUUGUUAUGACAUCUGUCACCUUGCCUUCUGCUGUACGGCACCUAGCUGAUGCUUACAUGCACAAUCCAGUUUAUGUAAAUGUUGGUUCCAGCCACACCAAUACAGCAGUGCAUACCAUCACUCAAAAAGUAAGAGUUGUUGAGCAAAACGACAAAUUUAGUUUACUCCGUCACUUUAUAUGUAAUAUGGAUUCUAAUAACAAAGUUUUAAUUUUCUGUGCCACCAAAACUAUAGCCUCCAAUGUUACAGCAGACUUAGCUUACAAUGGAUUUGACUGCAAGCCAUUGCUUGGGGAUCAAGAUGAAAGUGAGUUUGAAGCAGCUUCACAAGAUACAACGGAUGAUACAGUCAGUAUAUUAGUAGCCGCAGAUAUUGCUGCACAGGACAUUGACAUGAAAGAUUUAACCCAUGUGAUAAACUUUGAUUUUCCUCAGAAAAUUGAGGAGUAUGUUCAUAGAAUUGGGCUGAUGAGAAAAGCUGGGAGAAAAGGCAGUGUUAUAUCUUUAAUGACAAAAAAUGAUUCAGUAAAUGCCAGCGAUUUGAUCAAUAUUUUGAUAGAAGUAAAGCAAGAGGUUCCUGGUGAACUCCAAAACAUGGCUGAUUGGUAUAACAUGUCCAAAAAGGAGAAUAAACGAGGUCGUCAUGGCCAAAGAGGAAGAAAACAGUAA